Molecule: messenger RNA, 3852 nt
Organism: Trichoplax adhaerens
Lineage: Eukaryota; Metazoa; Placozoa; Uniplacotomia; Trichoplacea; Trichoplacidae
Exons: 22
Biological process (GO): transmembrane transport
Cellular component (GO): membrane
Molecular function (GO): ABC-type transporter activity; ATP hydrolysis activity; ATP binding
Source: RefSeq, a predicted model, not a curated record
UUAUUUAGGUGGUUGUAUCCGUUAUUUAAAAUCGUAAGAAAACGACAAUUACAAGAAUCGGACUUAUUUACUACUUUACAUGAUGAUCAAUGUCGUGUGUUACUGAAGCUCUUUAAUAAGAGUUGGAAAAAUACAAAAGUCAAGUCUGCACAAAGAACUAGCUUAUUUAAAGUUUUCUGUAAAUGUUUUGGUCCUAGGUAUUUAUUUAUGGGUAUCAUCCUUUUUACUGAUAUGGCAUUAAUAGUUAUUCAACCGCUCUUUAUUGGCUGGUUAAUCGCUUAUUUUAUCCCUGACUCGAAUGUGACUCGGACGCAGGCAUACUUAUAUGCUCUAGGAUUAUCAUUAACUACGCUAAUAUCGAUAAACUGUGAACCAUGGUACUUUUUCAUGGCCGGCAGAUAUGGCAUUAGGUCUGGUGUACUGCUAUCAUCUGCUGUAUUUCAAAAGGCCUUGAAGCUUAGUGCUAGAGCUAUGGCAAAGACAAGUGUCGGUCACAUCGUUAAUUUGUUGGCAAAUGAUGCUUUGCAGUUAAAAAGUCGCUUCUAUUUUUUACACUUGCUUUGGAUUUCGCCUUUAUUAAUAAUCACGCUAUCCGUGCUAUUAUGGCAGCAAGUUGGUGUUGCUUGCUUUGCAGGACUAGGCGCUCAGAUAUUUAUUUUAGUACAACAAAGUAUUAGUGCAAGCUUCUUAGUAAAAUUUAGACAAAAAUAUUUGAAAUUUGCUGACGAACGUGUUCGCAUAAUGAACGAAAUUAUUGCCGGUAUGAGAACUAUCAAGAUGUAUGCAUGGGAAAAAUCGUUUGCUAAUAUAAUCAAAAUAUUACGAAGGAAUGAAACUAAAAAUGUGUCAUCUGGACAAGCAUUGUUGGGGCUAAAUCAAGCAAGCUAUUUACUCAUAAAUACGAUUACAUCAUUCACAACGAUCACCAUUUAUGUUCUUCUUGGUAAUUCGAUCGAUUCUGCAAAAGUUUUUACUGUAUAUUCAAUAUUAAAUGCGCUGCAAAUACCAAUGUCUAUUGGCAUUCCACAAGCCAUUCAGGCUAUUACAGAUGCUAAAGUCACAUUUAAAAGAAUAGAGGAACAUUUAUUGCUCGACGAGUUAGAUGAAAACAUAGGCUACAAUCGAAUACUAACUUCUGAAAAUGGAGGCGAAGUAAUCGCCGAAAAGGUAUCGGCUGCAUGGAGUAACGGUUUUAAUUUACAAGAGAUUUCUUUUACCAUCAAUUGUAGUAAAUUAUACGCAUUGAUUGGACCAGUUGGAUGCGGGAAAACUUCAAUAUUGAUGGCUUUAUUAGGCGAGUUGCCAUUAUCUACUGGAACAAUAAGAAUUCAAGGUAAAAUUGGAUACGCUUCCCAACAGCCUUGGGUAUUCUCAGGUACCGUAAAGGAUAAUAUUUUAUUUGGAUCGGAAUAUAAAGAAGAUAAAUAUAUUAAAGUUCUUGAAGCUUGUGCUCUAACUAAGGAUUUGCAAUCAUUACCACAUAACGAUUUAACAUAUGUCGGAGAACGGGGAGUACGUUUAAGCGGCGGACAAAAAGCUCGUAUUAGUUUAGCUCGAGCUGCAUAUUGUGAUGCCGAUAUCUACAUAAUGGAUGAUCCUUUGAGCGCCGUAGAUGUAGAUGUGGCUCAACAUUUAUUUACUAAGUGUAUUUGUGGAUUAUUGAAAGAUCGAAUUCGCAUAUUAGUUACUCAUCAAAUUCAAGUACUGGAUAAAGUCGAUCAUAUAGUUGCAGUGCAAGAGGGAAGAGUAACACACAGUGGCCCUUUGACACAAUUAAUGGCAGAAGGUGUCGAUUUUACAGAACUGUUACAGAAUAAUGACAAGGGAAAUCGCCAUGAACUAAACAAGUCUAAGUAUGAUGAUAACGAAGAUACAGCGUUAAGUGAAGAAAGAAGAGAUGAAGGAAAAAUUAGUUACAAGACAUAUAUUAUGUUUUUAAGUUCGGGAAAUGGUGUCAUUGUCUUCGCUUUAUUCCUAUUAAUAAGUUUGAUAAGUCAAGGAUCAAUUGUAGUAACAGAUUGGUGGUUAUCAAGAUGGUCAGAUAGCUUUACAAAUUCAAUGUCGAAUGGAAAUAACAGCAGUAAUAUACACGUACUCGAUCGAAGAUCAGCGUUUGGAUUAACGAAUAGGAUGACGAUAAUCAUUUAUAGUUGUCUUCUACUUGUUACAUGGAUAUUGACUGCAACUAGAUGUAUUGCGACUGUAAAAAUUGCGAUCGACUCAGCUAUCAAUUUUCACAAUCGAAUGUUAAAUUCAAUAUUGGCAGCACCUAUCUACUUUUUCGAUACUAAUCCAGUCGGUCGUGUAUUGAAUAGAUUUUCUAAAGAUCUAUCUCAAGUAGAUGAGGAUCUUCCAACUACAACUGCUAACGUUGUACAGAUUGGAAUUUACUGCUGUGGAAUUAUAGUACCAACAGCUAUCUUUAACCCAUGGGUUUUAAUCCCUGCAGCUAUUAUUAUGAUCAUUUUUGUCAUCAUUCGUAAAUACUAUGUGAGUCUGUCAAGAGAAGUUACACGGCUAGAAGCUGUAGCCAGCAGUCCGAUUUACGGGCAUAUAUCUUCUACGCUCCAUGGAUUAACAACUAUUCGUGCAUUCAAUUUACAAGAUCGUUUUAUGGAACAGUUUAUGAUAUAUCAGGAUAAUCAUACGCGGCCAGCUGUUAUAAAUAUAGCGCUGACACGAUGGUGUGGCUACCAUCUGGAUAUUUUAAGUGGAUUAUAUCUAAUCUUUGUAGCAUUUAUUGGGAUUUUCAGUGCUAAUGAUGUCAGCGCUGGCGGAAUUGGACUUUCUCUCAGCUAUACAAUCCUUUUAUUAGGGAAUUUCCAAUGGUUUAUAAGACAGAGUGCGGAACUUGAAAAUCAGAUGACUUCAGUAGAAAGGAUUAAAGAAUAUAUAGAAGUCAGUUCAGAAACUACCAUAACGAAAAUCACUUCUCCAAAAGAUUGGCCAGAUAAAGGCAAAAUAUAUUUUGAGAACGUAUCAUUCCGUCAUCAUGAUAAUUUACCUUAUGUAUUACAUAAUAUAAAUUGCAUUAUUAACGGCGGAGAAAAGGUCGGUAUUGUUGGACGAACUGGAGCUGGAAAAUCAUCCUUAGUGGCAGCAUUAUUUCGCAUGGCUGAUAUUACCGGAGAUAUUAAAAUAGACGAAAUUUCAACUGAAAAUAUAAGACUAGAUAUUCUUCGUAGUAAUAUAUCUGUGAUACCUCAGGACCCAUCGUUAUUUAUCGGUACUGUACGUAGUAAUCUCGAUCCAUUUAGCCUUUAUGAUGAUUCACAACUAUGGAACGCCUUAAAUGAGGUACAACUAUCAGAUUAUGUUUCGAAUUUAUCUCGUAAAUUAGACAACGAAGUAUUAGAAUCAGGAUCGAAUUUCAGUGUAGGACAAAAGCAGUUACUUUGCCUUGCAAGAGCAAUAUUAAAAAAUAAUAAAAUUUUAGUAAUCGAUGAGGCAACCGCGAACGUUGAUUUUAAUACUGAUCGCAUCAUUCAAGUAUCUAUUAGGAGUAAAUUUCGUCAUUGUACUGUCAUCACGAUCGCUCAUCGACUCAAUACUAUCAUAGACUGUGAUCGGAUUAUGGUCUUUAAGGAUGGCCGAUUAGUCGAAUUUAAUUCACCGUUCGUUCUACUGCGAGAUAAGAAUUCUGCAUUCGCCAAUAUGGUCUGUAAAAGCGGCUGGAAAGAAUAUGAAAGACUUUUGGAUAUUGCACGAAGAGCUAAUGAUUCUGAGAAUGCGAGUUGUCAAUCAAAUAGUCGUACGCGAAUGUUGUUACCAAGUAUUGUUACAGAUGUUGAUGAAAUACAAACCAAGGUUUUAUCUUAUCGAUCUAAUAAAUCUCAAUCUACCGAUGUUUAG